AUGUUUAAGAAAGAGAAGGAGAGAUCAGCUGUGCUGGAGCAGGAGAAGAAGGCUGCUGAAGAGAAACGGUUGGAGAUGGAGCGCACCAUGGAGGAUGAUCGCAGAAGCAAAGACGAGAAGUUGAAGCAGAUGGAAGAGAAGAUGGAGGAGAUGAAGCAACAGGAAGGGACUUCCACAGGGCCUUGGAUUGCUAAGAUGGUCCAGGAGGCGAAGGAGAAGCCACAGGAGUUGGAGCGAGCGCUAUAUAGCAAGCUGCAGGAGCAGGAUAAGCUGAUGGCUAAGGGCUUCACAGAGAAAGGCAGCCAUGAAGGAGGAGAUACAGAGCCUGAGAGAGAAGUAGGCCAAGCGCGAGGAGAAGAGCAGUCUCGUAACUUCAGAGCCAUAGCACAGGGUGUCAUGGAGAGUGUCAGCAAUGGCUUAGGUCACUACUUUAACUAUAAGAAAGCCUGUGAGCAACGCAAGGCGAUUGUGUUCAAGGAGCAGGUCAGAUUCAAUCUCAAAUCAGGUGCGGUUGGCAAUAUCCCUGAUAAGGAGRGCAUGACACUCAAGCAAGACAAGAUGGCCACGCCCAAACUCAAAACAGGAGCAGUUGGCAACUCUAAAGACACAACUCUGCCCAAAGUCAACACAGGUACAACUGGCAAAAGCCCUGGCUCAGAGGUCUAAAGGAUUCACCAGAGAUUGGUCAAUGGUCCAGAUCAGCGGCCACCCCUUUCUCCAGUCUCAUCAUUAACCAGAAGAGCCCAGUAAAACUACUAGGAAAUAGUGCAACAGAAAGACUGCUGUGCAACAAUAGUACAA
Molecule: messenger RNA, 801 nt
Organism: Salvelinus sp. IW2-2015
Lineage: Eukaryota; Metazoa; Chordata; Actinopteri; Salmoniformes; Salmonidae
Source: RefSeq, a predicted model, not a curated record